This is a messenger RNA of Lodderomyces elongisporus, 1365 nucleotides long. RefSeq lists its product as uncharacterized. Bases 1 to 1365 code for a protein of 454 amino acids. The transcript has a single exon. The record is from RefSeq and is a predicted model, not a curated record. NCBI's taxonomy places the organism in Eukaryota, Fungi, Ascomycota, Pichiomycetes, Serinales, Debaryomycetaceae. Gene Ontology annotation, cellular component: fungal-type vacuole membrane.
AUGAAUGUACGACUUAGUAUACUCCGAUAUAUACACGCAUUCCUCAUACCAGAUAGUUCGCUCCACGCAAGGCAGAAAUGGAUUUUGGGCCUUAUCAAUUUAGCCACUGUUGUUAUCUUUUGGGUGCUCUCGAGCUUUCUAGUCAACGCCAUGGUGGAGGAUGAUGAAUAUAGAAAACCAUUUUUUAUUACAUGGACGAACACGAGUUGUUUCAGUUUAUACAUUAUUCCAUACUUGAGACUAAAGAAUAUGUCAUUGAAACAAUUCAUGACAAAAAUGAGAAGAGGUUGGAGAUAUAGUCGAGUUUCAGAUAAACAAAGAGGAGCAAAAGCUGGAACUGGAGCUGGAACCGGUGAGGAAAGCAUUAGCGGGUCUGUUAGAAGUAGCAGUCCAUACGGAUCAGACGAUAACGAAAACAAUAACAUCUCGACGAUGAAUGUGAUUGAAGACGAAGAGAAUGAUGUCGAGUCGAAUUUGAUUAGCGUCAAAUCAAGGCCAUCCACGCUAGACGGUACUUGCAGCGAAGCUUUUGCUAAUGAGGAUUCCACAGAAGAUGGUAUACUUGAUGUGGGUAUAUUUGAGACUUUCCAAUUAUCGCUACUGUUUAUCAUCCUCUGGUUUACAGCAAACUUGGUCACCAACGCAUCACUUUCCUACACUUCAGUGGCAUCACAGACCAUCUUAUCAUCUACAUCGUCAUUCUUUACGCUAAUCAUUGGGUUUUUAAAAUCUGUUGAGAAAGUAAGUCAGAGCAAAGUAUUGGGCAUUUUACUCAGCUUUGCUGGUGUUUUGAUAGUGACCAAGGCUGAUACUACGGCUACUUCCUCCAAUCCCAUAGAUACAAACCCAAACGCAGACCCAAACAAAUCGACAUUGGUCAUCAUAUGGGGCAACUUACUCGCCUUGGCAGGUGCCCUCAUCUACGGCAUUUAUACAAUCCUACUAAAACAAAAAAUCACAAUUCCAAACUCACACAAGGAAAGAAACUUGAAUACACAUUUGUUCUUUGGCUUUGUCGGACUCAUAUGCUUCUUAGGGCUCUGGCCUAUCUUGAUAAUUUUACAUUUCACAGGGGUAGAAGAGUUUGAACUUCCACCAACUUUGUUAAUGACAGAAUUGCUUAUAAUCAAUGCAGGCAUUACAUUUAUAAGUGACUUUUGUUGGUGUAAUGCUGUGCUUUUGACUAGUCCGUUAACAGUGACUGUUGGUCUUUCAAUGACUAUUCCGCUCGCUAUGAUCGGAGAUUGGGUGUUUAAAGGUUUCCAACUAAAUUUAGUAUACAUCUUUGGUGCUGUAAUUGUCACAACUGGCUUUUUGAUUAUUAAUAAAGAAGAAGAGGAUGAUUUUGUUAUAGAUGAACUUUGA